AUGGCGACCAUAACUCCCGAGGAGAAGCCGUCUACGGACUACCGGAUCGAGGACAUCGCCGGCGAGAAAUCCACCAGCGAGAUCGAUGCCGAGGAGGAAUUCACGCCGCAGGAGCAGAAGAGCAUUAUUCGACGCAUCGAUCUGCGUCUGGUGUCCAUGACCGGAUUGGCUUAUUGCGUCUCCCUCAUGGACCGGACAAAUCUGAGCAUGGCUGCCGUUGCAGGUCUGAAGGAAGAAUUGCGACUUGAUCUUGGCCAACGCUACUCCAUUGUGGUUUUGAUGUUCUUCGUGCCCUAUAUCCUCUUCCAGCCGCCAAUGACAGUCGUCAUCCGGAAGCUUGGCCCUACUCUCUUCCUCUCGUCGAUUAUUGUCAGCUGGGCAGUUAUCAUGAUUGGAAUGGGAUUCGUCAAGGAUUGGGGACAAUUGACCCUCAUGCGUGUUCUUCUUGGGAUCUUGGAAGCGGGUUACUUCCCCGGAUGUGUUUACCUGCUGUCUUGCUGGUACACCCGAUAUGAUGUCCAGAAGCGCUUCUCCGUUUUCUACCUCAUUGGAUGUGUUGCAUCUGCGCUAGCAGGUAUCCUUGCGUUUGGUCUGAUGCAAUUGAACGGAAGAGAGGGAUUGACAGGCUGGAGAUGGAUUUUCAUCCUUGAAGGAGUGAUUACUGGAGUCAUCGGCCUGCUCUGCUUCGUUUUGCUCGUCGACUUCCCCGAUAAGGCACACAAGUCCUGGCGCUUCCUGAACGAAAGAGAAUGCGCGUGGCUCAUCCGCCGCAUCAAUGCCGACCGAAAUGAUGGCGCCGCCGAGCCCUUCGCCCUCAAGAAGUUCCUCAGACCUGCGCUUGAUCUCAAGAUUUGGGGCUUCGCCAUGAUCUUCUUCUCCCUCACAACCGUUACUUAUGCCAUCGCGUAUUUCCUGCCCAUCAUCCUCCGCCACGGCAUGGGCUACGGUGUCGGUGAAUCGCAAUGUCUCACCGCGCCACCCUUCGGCUUCGCAGGCAUCGUCAUGUACGGCACCGCCUGGGUAGCCGAUAAGUAUCGCAUGCGCGCACCGAUCCUGAUUUUCAACGCCCUGCUCGCCAUCAUCGGUCUGCCAAUGAUGGGUUUCGCCACGAAUUCCGCCGUCCGUUAUGUGGGCGUCUUCCUCACCGUUGCCGGUGCCAACGCUAAUAUCCCAGCCUGCAUGGCGUACCAAGCGAACAAUGUCCGUGGCCAAUGGACGCGUGCCUUCUCCAGCGCUACACUCGUUGGCUUCGGUGGUAUCGGUGGUAUCGCUAGUAGCUUGGUGUUCCGCGAACAGGACGCGCCUGGGUACGAACCGGGCAUGUAUGCCGCUAUCGCGUGCAACAUCCUUAUCAUUGUGCUGGUGUGCUGCAUGAGUCUGUGGUUCCGACACUGCAACAAGCAGGCCGAUCGGGGAGAGCGGGUCAUUGAGAACGAUGCGUCCUUCCGAUACACCAUCUAA
Penicillium bovifimosum is the source of this 1461-nucleotide messenger RNA. Its product is annotated as putative phthalate transporter. The transcript is spliced from 8 exons. Gene Ontology annotation, molecular function: transmembrane transporter activity. The record is from RefSeq and is a predicted model, not a curated record. NCBI's taxonomy places the organism in Eukaryota, Fungi, Ascomycota, Eurotiomycetes, Eurotiales, Aspergillaceae. Gene Ontology annotation, biological process: transmembrane transport. Bases 1 to 1461 code for a protein of 486 amino acids. Gene Ontology annotation, cellular component: membrane.